CUUUGACUUUAAAUUGUGGGAUAUAACGCUCAUCAUCAAUUCUUGCAACAAGAUAAAGAUGGAAGAGGAAGGCAUGGAAGACAUCAGCUUGAAGGAGCUUGCCAAGAAACUAGAUGAAUUUGCUAAGGCUAGAGACUGGCAAAACUAUCACACUCCAAGAAAUUUACUCCUUGCAAUGGUUGGUGAAGUAGGAGAGGUAUCAGAGAUAUUUCAGUGGAGAGGAGAGGUGGAAAAGGGUUUGGCAAAUUGGGAAGAAUCAGAAAAGGAGCACCUUGGAGAAGAGCUCUCUGAUGUUCUUCUUUACCUCAUCAGAUUGGCUGACAUUUGUGGCAUUGAUCUUCCUCAUGCUGCCACCAAAAAGCUUCUCAAAAAUGCCAUCAAAUACCCUCCCAACUCCAACCCCUUCUCAUCCUAGAUCUUUCAAAAACAAAUUUGCAAAAAUUAGAUAAUUAAUGUAACUUUGAUGUUUAAUUCUCUAAAUCAAAACCUUUUGUUUUAUGUAAUUUUACAUGUUUUUGGAUU
Messenger RNA from Sesamum indicum (sesame), 522 nucleotides. RefSeq lists its product as uncharacterized. Gene Ontology annotation, biological process: nucleoside triphosphate catabolic process. Gene Ontology annotation, molecular function: nucleoside triphosphate diphosphatase activity. NCBI's taxonomy places the organism in Eukaryota, Viridiplantae, Streptophyta, Magnoliopsida, Lamiales, Pedaliaceae. The record is from RefSeq and is a predicted model, not a curated record.